Hippopotamus amphibius kiboko is the source of this 2022-nucleotide messenger RNA. It is a transcript of the gene STAMBP, whose product is annotated as STAM binding protein. Gene Ontology annotation, molecular function: metal-dependent deubiquitinase activity; protein binding; K63-linked deubiquitinase activity. The record is from RefSeq and is a predicted model, not a curated record. Gene Ontology annotation, cellular component: cleavage furrow; endosome. Gene Ontology annotation, biological process: protein K63-linked deubiquitination. The transcript has 10 exons. The coding region runs from base 138 to 1409 and encodes 423 amino acids. Lineage: Eukaryota; Metazoa; Chordata; Mammalia; Artiodactyla; Hippopotamidae.
GCCGGAUGUGACGUUUCCGGAAGCGCCGACUCUCGUCCGCGGGGACAGGUGGGGAAGGGUCCCGGGAGUAUGCUGGGGCUCGGGCGCUGAGCGUGGUCGGACUUUGACGGGGAGCGGCCACCAACUUCUUGGUCCUGAUGUCUGACCGUGGAGAUGUGAGCCUCCCACCUGAAGACCGGGUGAGGGCUCUCUCCCAGAUGGGUAGCGCAGUGGAGAUAAAUGAAGACAUUCCACCCCGACGGUACUUCCGCUCUGGAGUGGAGAUUAUCCGAAUGGCAUCUGUUUACUCUGAGGAAGGCAACAUUGAACAUGCCUUCAUCCUCUAUAACAAGUAUAUCACGCUCUUUAUUGAGAAACUACCAAAGCAUCGAGAUUACAAAUCGGCUGUCAUUCCUGAAAAGAAAGACACAUUAAAGAAAUUAAAGGAGAUUGCAUUUCCCAAAGCAGAAGAGCUGAAGGCAGAACUGUUAAAACGAUAUACCAAAGAAUAUAUAGAAUAUAAUGAAGAAAAAAAGAAGGAAGCAGAAGAAUUUGCCCGAAAUGUAGCCCUCCAGCAAGAGCUGGAAAAGGAAAGACAGAGGGUGGCACAACAGAAGCAGCAACAGUUGGAGCAGGAACAGUUCCAUGCCUUUGAGGAGAUGAUCCGGAACCAGGAGCUAGAAAAAGAACGACUGAAAAUUGUACAGGAGUUUGGGAAGGUUGACCCUGGCCUGGGUGGCCCACUGGUACCUGACUUGGAAGACCCCUCCCUAGAUGUGUUCCCCAUGACACCUGUUAUAUCCACACAGCCUUCAGACUGUAAUACAACUGUAAGGCCUGCCAAGCCACCUGUAGUGGACCGAUCCUUGAAACCUGGAGCAUUGAGCAACUCAGAAGCUCCUACGAUCGAUGGACUGCGCCACGUGGUGGUGCCUGGGAAGCUCUGCCCACAGUUUCUGCAGUUGGCCAGUGCCAACACUGCGCGGGGAGUAGAGACAUGUGGAAUUCUCUGUGGGAAGCUGAUGAGGAAUGAAUUUACCAUUACCCAUGUUCUCAUCCCCAAGCAAAGUGCUGGGUCUGAUUAUUGCAACACCGAGAACGAAGAAGAGCUUUUCCUCAUACAGGAUCAGCAGAGUCUCAUCACGCUGGGCUGGAUUCACACUCAUCCCACACAGACCGCUUUCCUCUCCAGUGUUGACCUGCACACUCACUGCUCCUACCAGAUGAUGUUGCCAGAGUCGAUAGCCAUUGUUAGUUCCCCCAAGUUCCAGGAAACUGGAUUCUUUAGACUAACUGAACAUGGACUAGAGGAGAUUUCUUCCUGUCGCCAGAAAGGAUUUCAUCCACACAGCAAGGAUCCACCUCUCUUCUGUAGUUGCAGCCACGUGACUGUUGUGGACAGAGCAGUGACCAUCACAGACCUUCGAUGAGAGUUUGACUCAGGCACCUCCCAAGAACUAUAAAACCAUAUCAGUGUACUGUAGCCCCUUAAUUUAAACUUUCCAGAAAGCUCUGGAAGCUUUUUAAAACAGAAUAGAAAGUGAGUUAUCACCUGGGGGAGAACUGAUUUUCCAUUUCUGGAUUGAAAAGAAAUAAUUAAAUAUGUUUUUUAGGCACAUCUGGAAAAUAGCAUGAUCAUGCUAAAGCAACUUUUUGGUCUGCUGUAACUAAAAAAGUAAGUUGAAAAAGUGAUGUAAUGAACACUCAUAUACCCUUUGUUCUAGAUUCACCAGUUCUUAACAUUUUUUUCCCCUCUCAGAUAUCCUUCUAACUUCUCUGCCAACUUGUUUAUUGUUUACCUUUGGACUAAUUAAGGGUAUCUAUGCAGAAAUUUGGAAGCCAUUUAGAAAAUCUUUGGGUUUUUCUGUGGUUUAUGACAAUGUUAGUGAAGCCUAUCAUAAGGCUGAGGGACAGCUCACUACGUCUGACCCGCUGGUGAGGCUCGAAAACCCUAACGAAUGAUUUUGUCAGGAAUUAUUGUUAUUUAACAAAUAUUUCAGGAUAUUUUUUCUUCUACAAUAAAAUUAUUAUAUAUAUAUAUAU